AUGUCGGUGAGCUGGGGGCGGGCCUGGGACACAGCUUCUGCCAGCUGUGACUCCUCAGGGUAUUGCUCGGAUGAACUGGUUGGCCCCCUCUAUGCUUGGAAUCUUGGUGCCUCCUCUCGAUCCAGCAUCUUCCGUGCUGCCACUUUUGCUCGGCUGUAUGGGGUUGGCGGCUGGUCACCUGACCCCAACGACAAGCAUCCUUGGCUCCAGAUUGACCUGACCAAGAAGUGCCGCAUCAAUGCCAUUGCCACACAGGGGACCUUCAACUCCUACAAUUGGGUGACCCGCUACAUCGUCUUCUAUGGUGACCAUCCCAAUAACUGGAAGCCUUAUUUCCAACAGGGGAGCAACUGGACAUUCUUUGGCAAUGUGAACGAGAGUGGUGUGAUCCGCCAUAACCUGCAUCACCCAAUCUUGGCUCGCUAUCUCCGCAUCGUUCCUGUGGCUUGGAAUCCUCAUGGUUCCAUUGGCCUGCGGGUGGGCCUUUAUGGCUGCUACUACCAAUCUGAUGUCUUGUACUUUGAUGGUGAUGAUGCAAUUGCAUACCAGUUCCGCACCAAAACUGUUCGCACAACCCAAGAUAUCCUUGGCUUCAACUUCAAGACAAUGGAACGUGAAGGGGUCUUGAUGUAUGCGGAGGGGGCCCAGGGAGACUACAUCAGCGUGGAGUUGCGGCAGGCCCGGCUGGUGCUUAACAUGAGCCUAGGCAACAGCCUACUCAACACCAGUGGAGGGGAGACUACAAUGACUCUGGGGAGCCUCCUGGAUGACCAGCACUGGCACCAGUUUCGCCUUGACCGCUACCGGCAAUUUGUCAACUUCAGCCUAGAUGGAGAAGUGCUGCGGUUCCGCCUCAAUGGGGCAUUUGAACAGCUUGACCUGGAUACUGAGAUCUUCUUUGGAGGGGUGAUUAAUCAUAAGAAACAACGUCUUGCCUAUCGACCCAACUUCCGUGGCUGCAUGGAAAACAUUGCCUACAACUUGAUCUUUAUUAGUAACUUGGCAUUGCGCCGCUGGCCUAACAUCCAUUUCGAGGGUCGUGUGGGCAGUUAUUGUCGAGACAACCUCUUGUUCCCCUUCACCUUUGCCGGGGUCAAUAACUACCUGGAGGUGCCAGGCUAUCCCCGGAGUAACUCCUUGUCCGUCAGAUUUGAUUUCCGCACGUGGGACUUCGUGGGACUGCUGCUUUACACGCCCUUUGCAGAUGACAUGGGCUGGCUUGAAAUGGUGCUGAGUGACGGGCAAGUGAAUGUCACCAUUGCUCAGCCCAAAUCCGAAACAAAAGCCAAGAAGCUGGAGUUUGCAGCAGGGUAUCGUCUUAAUGAUGGCUUCUGGCAUUCGGUAUCCUUGAAGGUGCAUGAAACCUCAGCUGUCAUAACCAUUGAUGACCAGAAUGAUGCCAGCUUCCGUGUUGACCGAAACAUUCAGCUGCGCACAGGCAACCGCUACUUCUUUGGAGGCUGCCCCAAGCCAGCUUUACGGACCGGCUGCCUCUCCAACCAGACGGCCUUCCACGGCUGCAUGCAGACGGUCAGUGUGGACGGGAAGGCCAUUGAAUUAGACAUGAUUCGCCAGCAUCGCCUGGGCAAGUACUUUGAGGUGUACUUCAACGUUUGUGGCAUCACAGAUAGGUGUACUCCCAACAUGUGUGAACAUGGCAGUCGCUGUAUCCAGUCCUGGGAUGACUUCCACUGCAUCUGUGACUUGACAGGUUACAAAGGGGAGACCUGCCACAAACCGGUUUACAAGGAAACAUGCGAUGCCUAUCGACUAAGCGGCAAAGUAUCUGGCAACUACACAAUUGACCCAGAUGGAAGUGGACCCCUAAAGCCUUUUGUUGUCUACUGUGAUAUUCAAGAGGAUCGGGCGUGGACCACCGUGUGGCACAAUCGGUACUGGGCCACCCGGGUGACUGGAUACAGUCCAGAAAAGCCCUUCCUGGGCUCCGUAGACUACUGGAAUGCCUCCUGGGGCGAGGUGUCAGCCCUGGCCAAUGCCUCCGAGUACUGCGAGCAGCGGAUAGAAUUCAAUUGUUACCUGUCCCGCCUGCUCAACACGCAGACUGGGAUGCCCCUGAGCUUCUGGAUGGGGCGGAAUUCUGAGCGCCAUUACUACUGGGGGGGCUCCCCUCCAGGGCUGGGCCGCUGUGCUUGCGGCAUGGAGAAGAACUGUGCGGACCCCCGUUUCUACUGCAACUGCGAUGCUGAUCACGCCAUGUGGCGGACAGAUAAGGGGCUGCUGAAUUUUGUAGACCACCUUCCAAUUACUCAGGUUGUGGUGACUGACACAAACCGCACGGGAUCAGCAGCCCAGUUUACACUGGGACCGUUACGUUGCUAUGGAGACCGCAACUCCUGGAACACAGUCUCCUUCACCAACGGAACAGCUUUGCUCUUCCCCACCUUCCAGGUUAACUACAGUCUCGAUAUUAGCUUCUUCUUCAAGACUUCUGCCCCAACAGGCACUUUUCUGGAGAAUGUGGGCCGAAGGAACUACAUCCGUGUGGAGCUCAACACUUCCCGGGAUUUGGUCUUUGCAUAUGACAUUGGGAAUGGCGAUGAGAAUUUGACGGUGCACUCGGAGAUGCCUUUCCACGAUAACGAGUGGCACGAGGUCAAGGCAGAAAUCAACGUCAAGUUAGCCCGGCUGCGAGUCGACCGGAUGCCCUGGGUGGUGAGAAAAGCCCCGCCUCAGAGCUUUGUCCACAUGAACCUCACCAGACCCCUCUACGUGGGCUCUGCUAUCUACUCUCUGCGUCCCUUCUUGGGCUGCCUGCGAGGCCUGCGCAUGAAUGGGGUGACCCUCAAUCUGGAGGGGAAGGCCAACGAGAGCCUCGGAGUCCUGGUGAACUGCACGGGACAUUGCCGCCGCCCCUUGGUGCCCUGCCAGAACUAUGGCACCUGUGUGGAGCACUACAACCACUACACCUGCAAUUGCAGUGUCUCUGCUUAUGAAGGGCGUUUUUGCAACCAAGAUAUCGGUGCCUACUUUGAGCAAGGAAGCUGGGUGCAAUACAACAUCAUGACGAUGCCCUUGCGUGCGGUGCAGGAAUUUUCCAACAUUGUCCGCCAACCACUUCAGCCGUUGCCUGGCUACAACCUGACCGGGGAGAUAGUUGGUCUUAGCUUCCGUACCUCUUCCGCCCCAGCUGUCCUGCUUUACGUUAGCACCUUUGUGAAUGAUUACCUGGCCAUUUUGCUCCGAGAUGAUGGCAUCCUGCAGCUGCGUUACCAGCUGGGCACCCUUCCAUACGUCUAUUCCCUAAGCACCCGUUCAGUAGCUGAUGGGCAACCACACCGGGUCAACAUCACACGUGUGAAUCGGACCUUGUACACGCAGCUGGAUUAUUUCCCUGUUAUGGUGCAGCACUUCUCUGCCUUUGUGGACAGCAAACUAGACUCCCCCAAGGCACUCUUUCUGGGCCGUUUCAUGGAGACAGGUGUGAUUGACCCUGAGAUCCAGAGGUACAACACACCAGGUUUCACGGGUUGCCUCUCAGGAGUGAAAUUCAACAGCCUUGUGCCUCUCAAAGCCAUCUUUCGACCCAACAGCAACCCUGUCAACCCCUAUCGCAUCCAUGGGCGUCUGAUGGAGUCCAACUGUGCCUCCAUGCCUUCAGCUUACGUUGAAAUGCCUCCAGAACUGGACCCUUGGUAUAUCGACCCAGCGGACUUCCUGUAUAUCCAUGAUGAUGGCUGGGUGGCAGUUGUCGUUGGAGUUGUCAUUUUCCUGCUGCUGCUGCUGGCUGCUAUCCUCAUCUUGAUGUACCUGCAUCAUCACCGCUAUAAGGGCUCCUACCACACCAACGAGCCCAAGGCCAUCCAAGACUACAACAGCGGAGGGAGCAGCAUCAGCAGCGGCAGCGGAGGAGGGACUUCCACCCCGACUGCCAAACCAGGAGUCUCCCGGAAGGAUCAAAACCUUCCACAGAUCCUGGAAGAGGCCAAGCCAGAAUAGCGGAACAGAUCGU
Molecule: messenger RNA, 3970 nt
Organism: Heteronotia binoei (common prickly gecko)
Lineage: Eukaryota; Metazoa; Chordata; Lepidosauria; Squamata; Gekkonidae
Gene: CNTNAP1
Product: contactin associated protein 1
Exons: 25
Coding region: 1-3957 (1318 amino acids)
Source: RefSeq, a predicted model, not a curated record